AUGGCGGCUGGCUCCUACCUCCUUCAUCAGCUGCUGCACUACGACGCCACGAAGCUCCAUGUGGUUGUGUUCUGCUUUGGAAGGGAUUUUGCAUACUUGUUUGACAAGAGGACACGAACGGUGACAAUAUACGCGGGUGAGAAUAAUAUUGGAAGAGCUAUGAUAAAUUUGGCUGGGAGUGGAAUGAAGGGGUAUAUCAUCAUCGAUAUGGCAAGACAACUUCAAGAACCAUCGAAUGAUGUUGUGUCCUCCCCUGAGUGGGGCAUCAUUACGUUGUCGUCCCCGCACGAAGAUAACUUCAAAGCAUGGACGGAGCAGGCGGAGUAUUGGAGAAGGGUGAACAUGCACAUGCAUGACGUCGGACCGAUUCCACGAUGCAUCUUUCAAUUCAAUGAGUAUAAGGACCGCGUGGAGGAAAUCAAGAACAUCCUGGCAGCUAUCGACGCUUCAAAUGCUGUACAUUAUGGGAUGAUUGGAGGUGUGGAAGAGUGGCCCUCGAAUGACGCACCUCACAAACUUGUGAAAGCUGUCAGAGUAAAAACACAACGCGGUCUUGAGGCGUUUGUGAACCUGCCGGUCUGUUUUUCCAUUGGAAGCAAACUAAUUGGAGGGUUGCUCGAGGUGGAUGAGGAGAAUGGCAUUAUUUUUCGACUAUUGAAGUGCAGAAAAGAAUUAUUGGCAGACGCUUCGGAGCGGUAUACUCCGAACGCAUUCCUGCGUAGAGUCUUUGUGGAAAAUAAAAUGCCGGACCUCAACGAGUUGCCUCCACCAGGACGUCGUCAGCGACAGAGAUGUGUGCAGCAAUCGAACCCCGAAAAGCAUCCAAGCAUACCCGUUGCAUUAAUAGCGCUGGGCCACACUCCUCCGAUGUUGGAUGCACAAUGCGGGGUGCUAUACGUACCGGAGAGCAGACAUUUUCCGUUUGUGGACGGUUUUUUCUUCGUUGGUGCACCGCGGAGGACGAUGGUUGCGGUGCAGGUGACGACGAGGGCUGAGCAUGGCACCCAAGCCAGCACGGUGAGGCGGUUCAACGAUCUUCCACGGAGUUAUUUUAAUGACUGGGAAACUUUUGCGGAAGACUUGCCGUGGGGGAUUAUUUACGUGCAUCAUGAGGACAGUACGGCAAUAAACGCGUGGCAGGGAUGUGUUGUCGUGGCGCACGCAAAUGUAACGGGCAGCAAUGAGCGUGAGGACCCUCAGGCCAUUGCGGCAUUUUGGAAUCAGCAGGUGCGUCAGUGCGAGGUAGCGGUAUCAGCUGAAAAUUUCAGAAGUGAACGACAAACCGAACGUGGGCGACAACCAGAGGGACAAGGAAAAGGAGAAGGGGAAUAA
Molecule: messenger RNA, 1332 nt
Organism: Trypanosoma rangeli
Lineage: Eukaryota; Euglenozoa; Kinetoplastea; Trypanosomatida; Trypanosomatidae
Product: retrotransposon hot spot protein (RHS)
Exons: 1
Coding region: 1-1332 (443 amino acids)
Source: RefSeq, a predicted model, not a curated record